UUUGCCAGAUUAGUCAGGGAAGAGGCAGGCUUGUUAGGAGAUAGCACAGGCAUGGAGCAUCACAUGCACACACUGACACCCUUCCACUCACACAUGCACAGUCAAUCAGGCUGCGCUCAGCUGUGUUAUACAUCUUUGAGGAUUACCCCUCUAUCCCUCCAGUAUUCCGCUGGAACGAUUGCAGCCCCUUAGAGAGAGUAGCGGGGCUUUCAAAGCACCACAUUUGAGCCGAACGAUGAUGAGCAGGAUUUCUAUUGUUGCCUCUCUAGUGUUGUUGUCUCCUCUAACUCUGCCAUGUCUUUUGCUGGGAAGUGCAGGCAUGAUUUAACAUUACUGUCUCACCACCAGCUGUUUUUUUUUUUUUACGUUGCUGUUUGUCAGUGAUAAUUCUGCAUGGUACUGUUCCUUUUUGACAAAUGUGUGCAAAAUGCAACAUCUCAGCUUGCUUUCGUCUCUGUCCUUGAGAAAUCCUUUUUUACAAGUGCAUGCUCUUUCAUAUGAUGCUGUGUGUUCUGUAUGGUCCUCUGUGAUUGAUGCAUCAAUAUUCUGUUCGGAUUGGACAGCAUGCCUUCUUUAUUUCCUCCCUCUUUUCCCCAGCCGGGUGGCUGCUGCUGCUGCUGCUGCUGCUGCUGCUGCAAGAGCUGCUCUUGCUGCAUGCAUACUCAUGUUUCUGGCCUCUAAUUGCCUUUGUGGAAAAAAAAACAGUGGUUGCUGCAGAUAUUCGAAAAGCAGCCGUGAAAUGCUCAGAAAAUAACUCAGCAGGCAGCCCUCAUCAAACGCCACUCACCUAAAGUCAUGUUUCCAUCUCGUUUUCGUGCACCAAAGCGAGUGCAAACCAGGAUAAUAUGGAUUAAUAUUUAUUGCACUGUAGCAUUUUUAGACUGGUACAACAUGACUUCUUCAAAUUUAUUCACAUUCAUUGUGCAUUCAAAAAAAAAAAUCUGCAUCCCCUUGAUAAUCAUCUGACAUCAAAGCCUCCAGAUAAAAUAAUCUGUCCUAAAUUUGCAGAGACAGCGCAGCAGUUGGGUCGCUCCAGUGCAUGUAAAUUCAGAUACUGUUGUAAUAAAUAAAUAAAUCCUCUUUCAUUUGAAUACAAAACCAUACUUGAUAAUUCUACAUUCUUGAACUCCAGCCAAUGCUGCUAAUUAGAUGGAGACUGGGAGUGCUUUAAUUUGAGGGCUUUAGGCUCAGAAUCUAUAGCUGCUGUCUGAAGUGCUUCAGGUUUGUGUCUUUGAAAGCAUCCACUGUGUAGCAGUUUCUGAGAGCUGUCACAUGAAAGUCAACGGAAAAGUUAAAAAUGAAGAGUUUUGAAUGGGACUCAGUCACAACUGUUCUUCAUUCCUCUCAUUCACUAGUCAUUAUUCAUGAAAUGCUAAAGUAUGAAGUGAACAACAAAAGAAGAGUGGCGCAGGCUGUAUGUGUACAAUGUAUACACCGACCUGAGGCAGCAGAGAACGGUUCCCUGGAGGACAUGGAAGAGGACAUCAGUCUGAAGAAGCGUAAAGGUGAUCACCAUGGCGAGAAAGAGCUGCAGGCCGGGCAAGAAACUGGUGAAAAGGUCAAACGGAAGCGAGGACGCCCGCCAGCUGAGAAACUGCCUCCAAAUCCACCUGAACUCACCAGAACACUGAACACACUGGUGGAUAUGGUCAUCAACUACAAGGAUGGGUUGGGACGACAGAUCAGUAAAGGCUUUGUGCAGCUUCCCUCUAAGAAGGAGGUACCCGAGUACUACGAGCUGAUCCGAAAGCCUGUGGACUUCAGAAGGAUCAGGGAACGCGUGCGUAAUCACAAGUACAGAAGUGUGGGGGAUUUGGAAAAGGAUAUUUUCCUCUUGUGUCACAAUGCUCAGACUUACAACUUGGAGGGAUCUCAGAUCUAUGAGGAUUCGAUUGUCAUUAAGUCUGUUUUUGAGAGCGCAAGACAGAGAAUUGUCACAGACGAGCAACAGAAAGAGACAGUUAGCGCCAGUCACAGCAAUAAUGGCGGCGGAGCUGAAGACCAAUUUGUUCCAUCAGCAGUGAAACCAUUGCCAGUCCAGAUAAAGAAGGGAACAAAGGAGGUGAGGAGCAGAAACACCAACAUGGCCAAGAGGCUUCACAGUGAUUUAGACAGUGAUGAGGAUCUAGAGGAUAACACCACAAAAGAUGAGGGUUGAACUGAAGAGCCCUCCUUUUUUUUUUUUGUAUUCUUGUUCAUGUCCGUUCUCUGCCACAUCCAUUUUCAGCGGUUUGUUUAUUUUGUAAUAAAAAGAAAGGUCUUUGAAAAUAACAGGGGAAGGACCACUCAAAGAGAGGCACUUAUGGAACAAUGCUUUUUCUUUUAGAUGACUCACUCCACUCCAACUCAUCUUGCUGCACAUAGUGCUGUUCUGUUCAUUUAGCUGGUCUUUUACAGUAAUUAUACGUUACGUUAUAUCUGCUUUAGUCCCUGUGAUUGCUUCUGCAGAUAUUAUGUAAAACUCCAGUUUCACUGACUGUUUUUAAUCAAUAUAUUUGAUUGUAUGAAAUGCCUUCGUAUGUCUUUGGAGCAUGAUAUGUAUCUCUCUCCUGAAGCUGGUUCCUCCAGAGAAGCCCCCACUGAUGACAAAGUUGAUGUGUUGAGGGCCAGAGAACUGAAGCACACCGGAAGGUCUUUUUAACAAAAUUAAGAACAAACGAAAACCUGUAAAUUUGUUCAAAAUCUCUAAAUGUGAUUUUAGAGAUUAUACGUCUUUGAUAAAAAAAAAUUAAGAAAAAACAAAAGUAUGAAGUGACAAAUACUUGUGCUGAUAGUAUGCCUUUUGUCUGUUUCUGAUACUUGAUGGAAUCAGUUUGGGUCUAACCAAGGGUACUCAAGAUAAACAUUUGUAUCCCUUGUGCUACAGUAUAUUCAUAUAUUGUACAGUUUGUGUGAAAAGUAACUAAAAACUAAUUUUCUUCACAUUUACUCUCCAUGUUGUUGGGGAGGAUGGGAGAUAUCAUUGUUAAGACAAUCCCUCGAAACAUGUAUCACUUAAACACUUGCAAAAUAAAUUUUACCAAAAAGUC
This is a messenger RNA of Amphiprion ocellaris (clown anemonefish), 3029 nucleotides long. Its product is annotated as probable global transcription activator SNF2L2. The transcript is spliced from 6 exons. Bases 1298 to 2158 code for a protein of 286 amino acids. The record is from RefSeq and is a predicted model, not a curated record. Gene Ontology annotation, cellular component: RSC-type complex. NCBI's taxonomy places the organism in Eukaryota, Metazoa, Chordata, Actinopteri, Pomacentridae. Gene Ontology annotation, biological process: chromatin remodeling. Gene Ontology annotation, molecular function: protein binding.